This is a messenger RNA of Aspergillus sclerotioniger CBS 115572, 1165 nucleotides long. RefSeq lists its product as uncharacterized. The record is from RefSeq and is a predicted model, not a curated record. Bases 257 to 808 code for a protein of 183 amino acids. The transcript has a single exon. NCBI's taxonomy places the organism in Eukaryota, Fungi, Ascomycota, Eurotiomycetes, Eurotiales, Aspergillaceae.
UCGUAAUCCGAUAAAUGUCUGGCGGGCUUGAUCCUGGGUGAUCCUGGCCAGCCAUUGGCCGAUUCCUCUCGACGAAUCAUGGGUCAGGGAUGCUGUCAACAAUCCCGGGCCGGCUUUCCAGCGGAGGUGAGUAAGUUUAAGUAACGAAUGGAAGUAACCCCUGGCAACCUGCUGCUCCCCCUGAUAUCUAUCCAUCCAUCCAUCAAGCUGCUCCCCCACGCCCGACCCCGGAAACCCGCGAGUGAACUACCCACCCAUGGCUUCUCCCCUCGUCGGCCUCCCCAAAAUCUAUGCGAGCCAGGGGAACAAGUGUGUCCCGCCCACCAACGACUUCCUCCUCGGCACGUGGCAUGUCACCCACUCCAGCCUGCCCCUGUGGAAAGGCAAGUGCAACGUCAACAUCACCUACCAGAUGCUGCCCCUCACUUCGGUCGGUCCGAUGAAGCUCGAUGACCUGGUGAGGUACCAAGUCAUCGGGUCGGAGAAUGUGAAGACGGUGCAUGGCGUGGAUACGCCGACCCCGGGGAACCCCGGCGCCUGGGACUGGCGGGGCAAGGGCUGGCUGAUCAUCGCCAGCUCGCACUGGGAGUGCCUCGGCUUCGGCAAUGCCGCCGAUGGCAACCAGUGGCUGGUCACUUAUUUCGCCAAAACCCACUUCACCCCGGCCGGCAUUGACAUCUACUCGCGGACCAAGGAAGGACUUCCCCAGGCUAUGAUUGACGCGAUCCUCACGGCGCUCCAGGGCCUUGGGGUGGAGGAAAUCACGCAGCUGGCCAGCAGUAUCUUUUCGAUCCCGCAGAUUAGCUAGCUAUUCAACUCAGCCCGAUGUCGGUUUAGGUAGUGAGAAUGUUCAGCAAUGGCUAUAAUUCUUCAUCUGCUCAUCCAGAAUGCAACUGAUCAUGUGUUAAGUACCCCGGUGGCGUCAGGUUGCAGACGGUGGGCUGUUCCUUGCAGCAGGUCGGAAGACACUGCGGGGGGCCCUCCACCGGAGAAAGACGAGAAGAGAAGGAUGGGACUUGCAGGAGACCCUGGCAGCAACCCUGAAGAAGUGUCAGCUUAAAUUAACCGACGGACCAUUUCUCCCCCAAUCAUGGCCUGUCAUCUGGACUCUGCAGAAAGCCCCUCUUUCCCUCGCCCCAGCAUAUAUGUAGCGCCCUGGCUUCAG